Molecule: messenger RNA, 2579 nt
Organism: Lindgomyces ingoldianus
Lineage: Eukaryota; Fungi; Ascomycota; Dothideomycetes; Pleosporales; Lindgomycetaceae
Exons: 3
Coding region: 75-2228 (717 amino acids)
Molecular function (GO): protein binding
Source: RefSeq, a predicted model, not a curated record
CUCUCUCAGGCCAAACCCAUCCCUACCGCCACAAAGCUCUUACCACCGACAGCGAUGAAGAAACUUAUUGUAUAAUGGCUAAAAUCAUAUCGUGCAGCUUAGCGACUGUGCAGCUAGGGAAUUCCAGGUUCACGAAACGAGAAGAGAGACCAGCCCUCAGCACCUGGAGAUGUGAACUCACAGCACUUUCUCAAGUGUACAAUCUCUACUUCGUUGCCUACAGCGAAUAUAUCUAUGUCUACCAGCCAAACUUUCCUGAUCAACACUUGGCGGACGAGCCAGACCUAAUUCUACAUCCGCCAGUAUCAAGUCCGAAUCUCGAACCUGGGAUUGACCCGCUAUGUCCUCAUUCAAUCACUCGAAUCCUUAUCGAUUUCCUCGGAAAUGAAGAGAUAGUUCUAGUAACCUGCGAUGACGGCGACGUGAUCGGCUACAGCGUUCCACAAAUCCAGCAAGCCGUCGAGAAGCGCGCCGAAGGUCGAUGCAGUGAACAGGAACCAGUCGGAGACGAGAUCCGGGUCUUCUUGCAUCGGAAUGUUGAGGGCAGUGCCUGGGGUUUGGCAGUCCACCGGGAGGCCCGCAUGAUAGCGAUCAGUGCGAAUACAAAGGUUGUCACUGUGCUUGCAUUUGCACUUGCAAGCCCUGAAGAAUCCGACUCCUACUUAGAUUCUUAUAUGCCGAAUGGGCCGGACGCCUCAGACUUUCCUUACCCUCGACAGCAAGAUCACAUUUUUACGUUGCCUGCAGAACACAACAUUCCUUCUGUCUCAUUCGACAAUAGCGGAGCCGACUCCACUGGGAGGUGGCUGCUCAGCGCUGUCGUAUCUGGCCAAGUCCACUUGUGGGACCUCCACAACCCCGACGCACCAGCUCGAACAAUACAGACAGGAUUCUGUGCGGGGGUCCAUAAUCCAAAAGAAGCCCCAGCUGUAUGCACCUGCGCUGACGCCGGAGCGCUUCCCCACGCAGCAUGGAAUGCCAUGUUUGUAGAUACUAGGUCGUGCCGGAAAACCUACUCCAUCCGCGACGCACUUGGAUCCAAUCCAUUGCAGUACACACCCUGUAUUUGGGUAUCCAAAGCAAGUCUAGAGAUUGACUGGAAAAAUGGACUUUUAGCCGAGGAUUCAAAAAUUGACUUCGAGCCUAUUACCCCUCAUUUCGAUAGCGACGAUGAAGGAAAUGGCAACGGCCACGAAAGUGAGAAUGAGAGUGAUAAAGACGAAGAUCAGGAGAUACAAGAGGCUUGGGAAGCUUUCGUAGAACCCGGAAAUACACUGGAUGAUGGGAGUGCGUCUGAAAGCGAGUCGGAAGACGUGGAUCACGAAAUACCAGACGCUGCAGAGGAUGUCGGAGAGCCUGGGGAGGACGAAGAUAUUUUCGCGAGUGGCCUAGAAGCUGAGGUUCAGGAGGCACCACAGGCCGCCGAAGGUGUUUCUAGCCUCCAACAGGACGAAGCUAUCUCUGAGAGCGGAUCGGAAGAGGAAGGGGAGUCUCAAACCGAACAGCAGCUCAGUGUCUCGGGACUUGGAUUCCAACAAAUGGUCGAGGCAACACUCCGACAGCCAACCACGGUCAAAAGGUCAUAUUUCAAAUUGAAAACAGAGCCAGGUCCACGGCAACCAGCACCAAAAUGUCCGAUAAUCAUUAUCACCAAGGAAGACGUUUAUCUCGUUCAGCUCUUCAAACCCCCUAACAGGAGCAUCAUGUAUGACCGCCGAAACGAUCCUGUCAUCGCCGCUCGCAAUCCGCUCUUCGUCAACAAUGGUGACCCAUAUACCCAGAAGCAGUGUGACCGCCUUUGCUUCGCAGCACAAAUCCCCGAACUGGGCAUUUUCAUCGUCGGCUCGCCACUCGGUCGCGUCGCCAUUUUCCGUCUCACGCAAUUUCAAACCCAGCACGAGGGCCGCCAAGAUACUGUGUAUGGAUUCAGACAAGAAUACCUGAUACCCGCGACGAACAGAUUGGGUCAUGUUGAGGCGACGCAUAACCAGCUUGGCAGGCUGGUGGGUAUGGCCGUGAGUCCCGUGCAGGGUAUGUUGGACUUGCCAGCCGAAGAGGUCGAGGAAGAAAAGGAAAACCCAAAGCUUAGCGCAGAGCAGAGGACGUCAACCGCUGGUGGUAGGAGGUGGCGGCUCAUGCUUCAUUAUUCGAGCCACACUGUGCUGACGUAUGAUAUUGGGAAGUUCCAGGAAGAGGAAGAGACUAGUCUGGGAGCCCUUGUGGUUUGAAGGGAAACAGGGGCAAAGUGGGCAAAACGAAAGCAUUGGGUAAUUGGACUUGACUUGGACUGCGGCGCAUGCUUCUGGAUCUGGAGCUGGACUAAAGCUUGGGUUUAGCGCACAGAUUGGGUGACUUCUGGGAGAGUGUUCAUUUCCCUUCGUUGGACGCUGUAGGUGGGCAUGGCAUUGCAUGGUAAUUGGACUUCUUUCAUUUGCAUCACGGUAGCAGUAUACCCUCUUUUAGCGCGAGGGAGCAUAGCAGGAAGUAUUGGGGGACACCACGCAAUUUGAACUCGUUGUUAGCGCCUUUUUGGCUCGGUCGGGAGAAUCCGGGUAUCCCACAACCAAUUAUGAGGAUGU